Mastomys coucha (southern multimammate mouse) is the source of this 2191-nucleotide messenger RNA. RefSeq names its product glutamate rich 6 (gene Erich6). The coding region runs from base 1 to 2181 and encodes 726 amino acids. NCBI's taxonomy places the organism in Eukaryota, Metazoa, Chordata, Mammalia, Rodentia, Muridae. The record is from RefSeq and is a predicted model, not a curated record. The transcript is spliced from 14 exons.
AUGCGCCCAAGUCAGGGAGCUCCGAAGCCUCGAAAGAGAGGCACAAUGUCAAAGGGGCCAGAAGAAGCCUCCAAGGAGAUGGUGGAGGAAGAGGAAGCACAGGGGACGCAGUGGGAGCAAGAGGAGGAGGGAGAUCGCGGGGAACAGGGGCAGCAGGGGGAGCGGGAAGCUCAAGGGGUGCAGGAAGCUCAGGGGGAGCAGGGGGAACAAGGAGCUCAGGGGGAACAAGGAGCUCAGGGGGUGCAGGGAGCUCAGGGGGAGCAGGGGGAGCAGGGAGCUCAAGGGGUGCAAGGGAGGGAUGAUAGGGUGGGCAAGCCGCAGGAAAGCCAGAGCCUGUUCCCUGAGUCGUUGAAGGAAGAGGACAUCUGGAAGGCCAUAGGCCUCGAUGAAGGCUUUGACGAAGACUCCCUGGAAUUCCGUCCCCGCCUAAUUAGCGUGGUCAGCCCCAGCCUGAGUACCACGUCCCCGCCCAGCGAGGUGUCCAGCCCCUCGUGGAUCGCAGAGGAGCCGCUAGAGAAGCCGCUGCCGCGCACCGAGGGCUCUCCUUCUGCUUCCAGCAGCGGCUCGUCCCACAAAAGCUAUCCCAAAAUAUUUCAGACAUUUAAGAAAGACUUGUCUGAAGUGACUGUAGAUAGAAACUUGUACCCAAGUUUGUAUGAAAGAGUUCAGAUAUCAAUACAAACAGAAGAUGAAAGCUGGCUUCAACAAAUUUCUGCUAGAAAGCAAAUAAAAAGAAUACCAUCCAUUGAGAUAACGAAAGCACCGACAGAAAAUCUAGCUUCUAAGUUAAGAGGAAAUUGGAUAAUUAAUCCUGAAGAGCCCAAGCUAAGCAUUUUAUGUGAGAUGGAGUUUAAUGAAGACUUUGUAAAUUUGUUUGAAACUUCACUAAGGACGUUACCCAGCAUUGGGCCACCGGCCAUUCUGUCAUAUAGAAAAGAGUACCCCUAUAUGGAUGUUAGCUGUAAGGAUGAAGAAGAGCUGAAACCCAUGUGUGAAUUUUGUGGAGGUGUUCUACAGUCAUUGUUUUUUAAGAUGGACACUUCCUCUGACGAUGCUCAAACCAAACCAAAAUCAUAUAAGUGCUGCUGUCUUGAGUUUCAAAAUCUGCUUGAUUAUAUCAAUGAGGAAAUGCUAACCACCAAAACCUCUGCAAUGGAAUUAAUCAGUAUCUCUCCUCAUGCAGCCCAUGGCAGUGCUAUCGACAGGCUCAAGGCGAAGGAAAAGGCUUUGCAGAAAAAACAAGAGCGUCAAAUGGCCAGACAUUUUGAGAUAAUAUCACAUGAUCCUAGCCCCUCAGGAACUGAUGAUGAUCCAAAGCAUCUGAAGACAAUCUCUUACCAGCUCUCUGUGGAUAUACCACAGACUGUGUCCACUGAAGACACACUUGACCUUCAGAUCACUAAGGCCUCCAUCACUUGCUAUGAUUCCUGGAAAAUGUGUGGAAAGGUCAUAAGGAAUGAGCUCGUGGAGAAGAGCUACAAGCACGGAAGCAAGUUUCUCACUUCCUUCCCUGAUGGGACGACACAAAUGUUUUAUCCAUCUGGAAACCUAGCUAUUAUGCGAGUGCCCAACAAGACAGAUGGUUUUAUUUGUAUAAUCCAAGAAGACACACCCACCAACCCUGCUAUCCUGGCACUGUUUGACUCCUCUGGCAAAAGCUCCUGCUACCACCCCAACGGAAAUGUCUGGGUAUACAUCAACAUCUUGGGAGGCCAGUACUCCGAUCAGGCGGGCAACAGGAUACGAACUUGGACCUGGUCAAGUACCAUGCCUUCCUCAUCCUUUAUCUCAUUUAAACCUGUCUUUCUGGCUUUGAACCGUUACAUUGGAAUUCGCAUCCUAAAACUAGACAAGGUCUCCAUUAAUUUUCUAGCUAUGGGCCAACAGGCAACAAUCAGCCUUGGAACCAGAGUAAUGCUCCACGAUCCAGAGGAGAUUCCAGCCCUGUGGUUCCUGAGUGAAGACGACCUUCUGUUGUUGGCCAAUUUAAUAAAGAUCCGGCGUCUGUUCAAUAAGCUGAAAGGAUGCAUGAAUUUCCCCACAAGUCAGGCUUGGGAACGAUUAAAGCAACCUCCCUACCUUUCUUCACUCUCCCUAAAACUACUUGCCCUCUGCCAUAAUUCUGGCAUAAAACAAAAUAUAAUGGAAACAAUUAUAGAUCUAAUAAAAGAGGAAGAGUAAAGAAGUGUCA